Messenger RNA from Pollicipes pollicipes, 2507 nucleotides. RefSeq names its product serine/threonine/tyrosine-interacting protein B-like. The transcript has 5 exons. Gene Ontology annotation, molecular function: F-box domain binding. The coding region runs from base 222 to 869 and encodes 215 amino acids. The record is from RefSeq and is a predicted model, not a curated record. NCBI's taxonomy places the organism in Eukaryota, Metazoa, Arthropoda, Thecostraca, Pollicipedomorpha, Pollicipedidae. Gene Ontology annotation, biological process: regulation of ERK1 and ERK2 cascade; protein dephosphorylation; negative regulation of protein binding. Gene Ontology annotation, cellular component: cytoplasm; nucleoplasm.
GGAGUAAAAAAUACAGGCCUGCAGGAAUAUAUCGCCUGUGUUUGGAACGGCCGAAUGUGGAACAGUGGCUUUAGGCGGGUGUAUUAUCUUUGCUGCUUGUUGUCACUGGCUCUGCAGGUCAAUAUAGGUUAUGCAAUCCUGGAUAGCCGGGAAGGAUUUGCCGAGCUGGGCAGUGUGUGGCGCCUGACCGUGUGACGGUACGUCCGCCGGCGGCCGGCGCCAUGUGGCCCCCCACGUACGCGCACCACCACUCGUCGCGCUGCAAGUCGGCGCUGCGCCCUCUGGCUCCACUUGCCUGGACCUACGAGAUGCGCCGCGAGAUGCAGGAGAUCCUGCCCGGCCUUUUCCUGGGUCCGUACAACGCGGCCAGCAGGACCCAGCUGGAUCACCUGCAGCAGGUGGGCAUCACGCACAUCGUCUGCGUGCGACGGAGCGACGAGGCCAGUCGCAUACGGCCGAACUUCCCACACAUGUUCCAGUACCUGGAGGUGGAGCUGUCGGGCGCGGCCGAACAGGGCGUGCUGAGCCACGUGGCGCCGGUCAGCGCCUUCCUGGACGAGGCGCUCUGCUCGGGCGGUCGCGCGCUGGUGCACGGCAACCUGGGCAUCUCGCUGUCGGCCGCACUCGUCGUGGCGUACGUCAUGCGGCGGCUCUCGCUGUCAUUUGGGGCCGCCAGCAGUCUGGUGGCGGAGCGGCGCUACUGUGUCCAUCUCAGUCCGGCCCUGGUGCACCAGCUGCACGAGUACGAGCCCAUCUGCCGCGCUGAGGCGGCCUUCCUCGGCGGCCACUGCAGCGGCGGCCGCCGGCGCCACAAGCGCUCCUGCGACCAGCUGGAGGACGACAACGAGCCCAUGGACCUGACCACGUGAGGGCGCUGGCCGGCCGUCGUCGGCCGCGCUGUCGCCCCGCCGCGUCCGGUGGUCGCCGUGUGCUCGGGUGACAGGAGUGCGCGCGGGCGCCGUCCACACGGAGCCGUCCGCACCGUCGGCUCGGCACCGGGGCGCAGCGCACUGCAGGAGCUGAGCCCAUGCAGGCUGGGACGGCGCCGGCCCGUCUCCCCGGACUGUCCGUCAGCGUUGUCUGCCGUCCCGGCCCGGAGAGGCAGGCGAACUUUGACAGCCCCUCGUCACUGGAUGGCAGGUCCGAGCUGCACUGACCGGGUUUCAGACUAGUUGGCGUGUUGUGGGCACCUCCGGCGGACCCGGAUGUACGGUUUUAGGCAGGCUCUGAGCUGGUGGAGGAGCUGGAGGCAGCUACAAUGCGCCGGCGACGCGCUGCCGCUGCGUGUCCCCCGUCCGGGUGUACUGCGCUGGCUUUCUGUGCGCAGUGCCGCGCAGUUGGGGCUGCCGUGAGGCUCCUACCAGCUGGCCCUUGGCCGUCACCCGCGUGGUCGGGCGGCCGGGGCCGUGUCCCGUUCUCACGGUAGCCAGCCGGUGCCCGUUACUGCGCUCGGUGGCGACCGACUCGCAGCCGUGUCCCAAACAGGCCUGCUGGUGUUCUUGAGCACGCGCACACGCACAGCUCCCAAGUACUGCCUGGGACACUGCCUGCGGACGUUCUGGUCCAGUCUUUUGGCGUCGGAUCCCGACCAGCACCGCUCGCCGACGGGGCCGGCUUUAGCCUGGUGACUGGAGCAGCGCGGUCGGGGCGCUCCCGCUCCUUCAGUACCACGCCCGUCCGUCAGCGACCACAGCCAGCCAGGCCAGCCAGCCCUCGAACAGGCGUAAGCGAGGGCUUGCGCGAUUCAUCGUCCGGCGGUUCUGUUCCCCCCCGAGUGUGAGCAAGACUGCAGUAGUGUGCUUGCCGGUAAGUUGGCUGCCACAAUUUACUGUUAAACCAGGUUUACUGAGUUCAUUUAGACUCGGUGCAUGCCAAAGACACUGACAGGAAUUUUGCUGCAAGCAGAGUUACACCGGGCUAGUCUGUGCCGGCGGACAUGUCAGCAUGUGUACACACUCGCAUCCUCACACAUCUCUUCCUCGCCGUCUAUCCCACCAUAUACGCCCACUUCACUGCGUGCGCAGUACGCACAUCAUGUCAUCGCCCUGAUAGCGUCAUUCAGGGCAGGGCUUUAGGGGUUCUGCGUUUAUACAGUUUCGACUCCGUAUUUUAUUAGCGGCGUCGGCAAGCACUCGUGGCUUACGUCAGGCGUACCUGCAUGACAUUGGUUGGAUAGCGUGGACUUUCAGUAGCAGGCUGCGAUAAUCGGGUCUCAUACGUCCGCGGGGCAUGGCUCACGCUCUGUCUAUAUUCCCGUCGUGGCUUCUGUAUUGGUUAUUGCCGGUCAUUGUAUUGACGUGUCAGUGAACAUCUGGUGAGAGAGCCUCCAUCAUAGGUGCCCCGAGUUUGUAUUUUUCUACUCCCGUAUAAGUGUAAUACAUGCGUUACUUGGUUCUGUUGUCCGCGCUGUAUGCGACAGUGUGGAAUGCAAAGAAGCCGUGGAAAGUAAAAUAAAUGUGAAGUAACGGUAGGCCUGCUUGUGUUAUGUUUUGGGCGGGCAAGAUAAA